This is a messenger RNA of Thamnophis elegans (Western terrestrial garter snake), 2256 nucleotides long. RefSeq names its product N-acyl phosphatidylethanolamine phospholipase D (gene NAPEPLD). Bases 232 to 1557 code for a protein of 441 amino acids. Gene Ontology annotation, molecular function: N-acylphosphatidylethanolamine-specific phospholipase D activity. The transcript is spliced from 4 exons. The record is from RefSeq and is a predicted model, not a curated record. Gene Ontology annotation, cellular component: membrane-bounded organelle; cytoplasm. Gene Ontology annotation, biological process: N-acylethanolamine metabolic process; N-acylphosphatidylethanolamine metabolic process. NCBI's taxonomy places the organism in Eukaryota, Metazoa, Chordata, Lepidosauria, Squamata, Natricidae.
AUUGCCAAUAAAAAUCCAUUGGAUCGCCAGAUGGGUUCCUGCGUGUCUCUACGGAGCUUCUGUAUUUCGAUCGGCUGGUUAUAAAAUUGUGAACUUCACAAACAGCUUAUGAUUCAGCCAAAGCUUUAGCUUAUCCUCCUGGAACGCAGCAACAGGACACAUUGAUCUUGUUUAAAAUCCAAAACACGCUUCUCGUCAUGAAUUCGUUAAAAGAAUUAUAAUGUCUUCUUCAUGCUAAGACCUGCUCUCAAACAUUCUUGGCGUGGAAACCUGGAGGAAGGUUUCGCAGAUAGCAGGGAGAAGGUCUUUAGGAUAUGCCUGGGUUCUCCUUCCUCCUUCCUUUCAGCGUCGCGAAUGAGAAAGAGAAAUAACUUAUUUCUUGUUUCCCUCCCUAGUUCGUCACCAAAUGCUAUGGACGAAGAGCAGCCUUGCAAUUCCAACUCGAAAGAAGAAGGAAGGAAACGUCAGACUCCUCAUCAAGGUUCCCGGGGGAGCAAAAGCUUCCACUUGGAUGGCCGACUGGAGGAAGAUGUAACGAAGUCCAAGAAAGAUAAAGAUGGCAGAUUCAUGAAUCCUUGGCCAACCUGGGAACCCGCCACCUUCACAAAUUUCUUGAAGUGGAUCUUCAUAGAAAAAGACAACAGCCAAGUCCCUUGUUCCAAACAGAUCCUUGACACAAAUCUCCCAGUGUUGACACCUUAUUUUGUCCAAAACUCUGAAUUGUUUGGAAAGACCGGAGAUGGUAUGCGCGUAACUUGGCUUGGACAUGCCUCGGUGUUGGUAGAAAUGGAUGACGUCACGUUUAUUACCGACCCCAUUUUCAGCCAGCGGGCUUCCCCGGUGCAGUUUCUGGGCCCUAAGCGUUUCCGAGGUCCCCCGUGCACCGUCAGCGAACUGCCCAAAAUAGACGCCGUGUUGAUCAGCCACAACCAUUACGACCACCUGGAUUAUCCCACCGUCGUGAGUUUAAACGCCCGUUUUGGCAGCGAGUUGAGGUGGUUCGUGCCGCUGGGCCUUUUAGACUGGAUGCGGAAAUACGGCUGCGAGAACGUCAUCGAGUUGGACUGGUGGGGAGAAAACUGCAUUCCUGGUCGCGACGCCGUCACCUUCAUUUUCACUCCUGCUCAGCAUUGGUGCAAACGGACCGCCCUGGACGACAACAAAGUUCUUUGGGGAAGCUGGUCGGUUGUGGGUCCCCGGAACCGGUUCUUUUUCGCUGGAGAUACCGGCUAUUGCGUUGCCUUUGAGGAAAUAGGGAAACGGUUUGGACCAUUUGAUCUUGCAGCCAUUCCCAUCGGAGCCUACGAACCAAGGUGGUUUAUCAAAUGCCAGCAUGUGAACCCUGAAGAAGCAGUGAGAAUCCACAUUGAUGUACGAGCCAAGAAGUCCAUCGGGAUUCAUUGGGGAACUUUUGCUUUAGCCAACGAGUACUACUUAGACCCACCUGUCAAACUGAAGGAAGCGCUUGAGAGAUACGGCUUGCAAACGGAAGAUUUCUUUGUUUUGAACCAGGGAGAAUCACGAGAUUUAAAGAUUAACGAUGACGGAAUUGAAUAGAAGCAGAAAAAACGUCUUAUUAACCAUACCUAACGCGUUUAAUUGUAACUACCUCUUAAAAAAAAAAAACCCUUGCCUAUCGACUUUGCAACAUGAUUUUUGAUGAAUGAAUUAACCAUGGAGAGCAUUAAUCAAGCUACAAAUAACUUUAAGUAAACAAGGAUUCUUCUAUGAAAUAAACCUUUGUACAAUUGUUUAAGUUUGCUCUGGAACAAUAGCCUUCUAUUGUUUUGAGGAUAUGACUGGCACGUAAGAAAUGUUAAGAAAGCACCCGUUGCUUCCAAAAAUCUUUACUCUGCUCCAUUUUGUUGGUGCUUCUUUCCUUAUGGUGCUUGUGAUGUCCAAAACCAGUAAUUUUUAAGAAUAUGACGCACAGAUUCCUUACAAAGCUGAAAUUACUGAUGAUUGAUGCAUUUGCUCUGCAUUAAAAACGUGACCAAAUAUCCUUGUGUGAACCUGCUCCUUUGCCAAUAAAUUCUUGCCCCAAAGUAUUAUCAUGUUGUCGUUGUUCAUAACUAGAUUGUUUUGGGAAAGUACUUAAGGUGUUGGACUAGAAACCGAGCUCUGAGUUUUUAAUUCUCUGUUGGGGAUGAAAAAUGGUGGGGCCAAUUUAUCAUAAUCUUUGUUUUUUUCAGGCUGUCACCUGAGAGAGUGGUUACUGUUGUGGCCCAGCAGGAGCCAUUGGAGCUGCCUCCGACA